AUGAAUCUAAGAUAAUUUAUUUAGAAAUCAUAAGCCUUAAAACUUUAUAGAGAAUAUAUAAAGAUAGCACCAAAUCAUGUUAGAGAUGAAUGGAUAUAGGAAGUUAGAACAUAAUUUGAGGAAAAUAGAUAUGCAGAUGAUAAAUUAGCAUAAACACUUAUAGCUGCAGGAUUUCAAUAAUUAAAAAAGGUGAAGAAAUGGAAUUGAUGACAAAUACAC
This is a messenger RNA of Paramecium sonneborni, 219 nucleotides long. The record is from the annotation of a GenBank genome assembly. Lineage: Eukaryota; Ciliophora; Oligohymenophorea; Peniculida; Parameciidae.